CAGGAAGUCCAGUUUCCAGGCUCUGUAACGUUUCGACAGUGGUGAGGAUCCGGAGAAAGUAGAGUGUAGGCUGCAGAGACGGUGCAUACAUAGCGGGAUCCAGGGACCUGGUUAUUUUCGGCCCGGUGGCUGGCUUUUGCGGUUGCGUACGUCUCUGCGAGGUAACCCGAAAUCUGGAGCUGAAACCGGGGGGGAGACGAGAACGGAACCGUCUGGAAUGAAAGCGGAAUAAGCUCAUACCUACAAAAACGGGAGUGGCAUCGCAAACGAGGAGUAGGAGGAAAACCCUAACCUGACGACCCAGUAACACGGAUACAGGAAAGCUGCAGAGGAGGAGGACGAGGAAGUAAAGGGAGAAAAGUAACACGAGAGAGACCCAUUAGCACUAGGGUAUGGCAGAUGACCUGGACUUCCAGACAGGUGAUGCCGGGGCAUCCGCCACCUACCCCAUGCAGUGCUCUGCCCUGCGUAAAAAUGGCUUUGUGAUGCUGAAAAGUCGACCCUGCAAGAUUGUUGAGAUGUCCACCUCCAAGACUGGCAAGCACGGCCAUGCUAAGGUGCACUUGGUUGGUAUUGACAUCUUCUCCGGUAAAAAGUUUGAGGAUAUUUGUCCCUCCACCCACAACAUGGACGUGCCCAACAUCAAGAGAAUGGAAUUCCAGCUGAUUGGGAUCCAAGAAGGCUACCUGUCCCUGCUCGAAGACAAUGGCAGCGUGAGGGAGGACCUGAAGAUUCCAGAGGGAGACCUGGGCAAAGAGAUAGUGCUCAAGUACGAAGCCGGAGAGGAGAUGAUGAUCACCGUUCUAAGCGCGCUCAAUGAAGAAGCUGCAAUUGGCAUCAAAGGCAUGACGAAAUAAGCCACUGCAGGUAAAUACAGAGCCACAGCUGCUGGGACAAGCUGUCCUUUCACCCUCCAGCUACCGCCUGACCCAAGCCUGCCUCAAGAGCAGUGUGCGUUCUGUACAAUUAUGUAUUUCACCACAAGCCGCCAGCAUGUGCCAUGCCAGUGCAAGUGUGUGUGAUGUCAUGUACAGUUUAUUGUUCAUCAGUGGGGAAGGGGGAGGCAACUCCAGUCAACACAACAAGGAGGAGGUUUGAUGUUUAAUUUGACCUUUUACAGAGAAAACAUGCCAUUUUAAAAGGUUAUUUACAUUAAUGCAUAUUCACUGUACUGGAAAGAAUCAUAUUUUUACAUAUUACUCAUUUGUUUAACAUAUAUUUGUGUGAACUGGAUUUCAGUGAUUUGUGAUUGAUCUCAUUCAAUGAGUGUAUUCAAAUUUUUAAGUUUUUAUGAAGAGCUGGUUGCUGAGGAGUGUGUUACUGUGGGCUUGCCUACCCCUUAGUGUUCUUUUUGUUUCAUGUUAACACUAUUAAGAGCAUGUGUAUCAUUUAUAUGUAGCACUAUCAGAAAUAAAUGAAAGCCUGUGGUUCAUAUUGUUUUUGUUGGAACAUUGUUGUGUUUUUCCUGUGGUUUGCACUUCAUUUUACAGCCAGUGGUUUCCUGCAUUUCCUAUUAAGAAACAGUUUUGUUGUGACUGUUGGGUCAAAGCGAUUUUCUGCGACUUUUGUUUCCUGCAUUUCAAACUGUGGGCUGUAGAAUAAAGUGUCCGCAGACAAUAUGUUGGCUGUGCAGACGCUGGUUAAAAUGCUUAAUCUCUAAUUAAAAAAAUGUUUCUCUUGUUUAUUUUUCUUCUCAAACAUCUUCCUUCUCUGGUUUCUGACUUUUCUUUCCUCUUUUUUUUUUUCUUGAUCCUCCCCUUUCAGUUGUGUUUCAGGGGCAAACAAGAUGCACUGGACCUGGGAAAAAGGAGGGGAUAUUGCCUCGUCAAUGAUAUUCUCCCUCUUUUUUUCUUUUUCACACUUACUCGCUCUGUCCCUCACCCUGUUUUCUGACCCUCCUGCGGGUUCACUUAGAGAAGAACUUUAAUAAAGAAUUGGAAAUGUCAAAUGGUAGAAAAAUAUUCUCUAUGUAUGUGCACACAUAAUAAAACCACAUCUGAAUCUGGACAUAUAGACGAAAUAACGAGCGAGUAGGA
Messenger RNA from Monopterus albus (swamp eel), 2036 nucleotides. Its product is annotated as eukaryotic translation initiation factor 5A-1. The transcript has 5 exons. The record is from RefSeq and is a predicted model, not a curated record. Lineage: Eukaryota; Metazoa; Chordata; Actinopteri; Synbranchiformes; Synbranchidae. Bases 393 to 857 code for a protein of 154 amino acids. Gene Ontology annotation, biological process: positive regulation of translational termination; positive regulation of translational elongation. Gene Ontology annotation, molecular function: RNA binding; ribosome binding; translation elongation factor activity.